AUGGCUGAAAUAUAUGAGGAUAUUCCCUCCAUGCUGUCCCUUGACACUGAAAUGAAUACCCCGUCGUUUCCUCAAAUCAUCAAUGAAUUGACUCAGGGACUUGAGCUCAUACAGUUCUUCAAAUUUGCAGAGUUAUCGGCAUUCACAAUCAUUCUGUAUGAUUAUUUGAUAACCCUUGAUGAAGAGGCACAUAACUCAUUCUCCUCUUCUGUAAUGCUUGUUCUAAACAUUGACAAAACAGAAAGCCUAUUUCUGGGCCUAUACUUGGCUGACCCCAGUCAGAAGUUGUGCGUGAUUUUUACACUAAUGCAUCGUUCAAGGAGUGAUUUACGCUGCGUCUUUCGCAUAUAUGUAGCUGUGAGCUCACAAUUUGUGGUCUGGCAAAUCUGGACGGGGGUAGUCCUUGCUAUUGUGACUCAAGUGUUGAAGGCUACGGCAGAAGAGAGAAAGACUAAUUCUAUUGAGGCCAUUGCCAUCCCAGGAAGAGGAGAAUUCUGCGGGAUUCUUGCCCCGCCCCGCAUAGCAUUCGCUUUCUGGAUACCCAGCUUUGCCUUCGAGUUCUUCUUGUGCACGCUUGCAAUUGCAAAGGGAUACGUGCACUUCAAGGCUUACGGGGCCCACUUCUCUACAGGCGUGCGGCUUGUAGAUGUUCUCGUUGGAGACUCGAUCCUGUAUUUUGUGGU
This is a messenger RNA of Psilocybe cubensis, 683 nucleotides long. RefSeq lists its product as uncharacterized. The annotation marks the transcript as partial. The transcript is spliced from 8 exons. The record is from RefSeq and is a predicted model, not a curated record. Lineage: Eukaryota; Fungi; Basidiomycota; Agaricomycetes; Agaricales; Agrocybaceae.